Messenger RNA from Zea mays, 2929 nucleotides. Its product is annotated as pentatricopeptide repeat-containing protein At3g54980, mitochondrial. The record is from RefSeq and is a predicted model, not a curated record. Gene Ontology annotation, molecular function: protein binding. The transcript is spliced from 2 exons. Bases 84 to 2387 code for a protein of 767 amino acids. NCBI's taxonomy places the organism in Eukaryota, Viridiplantae, Streptophyta, Magnoliopsida, Poales, Poaceae.
AGAAUGAAGAAAUGCAGAAGCCGUGAACUGUUUAGCCACAAAACUGGACGGCGCGGAGCCCAUCAAGCCCCUGCGGCGCCACCAUGCGCCCGACACGGCUCCUCGCCGCCGCCUCCUCAACGUUCCGACGGCGCCGCCUUUACACUGCCGCCGCAGUCUCCACCGUGGCACCUUCUUCUGCGGCCCCGCCACCGCAGGGCGCCGUCCAGCCCCUCUCCACCCAAUUCGCUAGACCAUCCCCCGCCCGUGGCCACGGCGUCGCCGAUGACCUCGCUUCCUCCCUCCGCGCACUCCUCGCCUCCUCGCCCACCGUCCAGCACGCCUUCCAUCUGCUCCGUUCCGCUGCGCUGGAUACGCGCCUCCCGCCGAACGAGCUCGUCGACGCCGUCCUCUCCACCGUGGACCCUGGCUCGCCGGCCGCGGUUACUCUCCUCAGCCACGUCCUCACCUGCCUCUCCCGUGCUGCCAGCGACUGCGCGGCCGCCGCGGCCGCAUACUCUCGCAUGGUCACGAGGGGCGUUGUCCCGGACGCCAAGUCUCGCACCGACCUGCUCGUCACCACGGCGCUGGGCGCGUCGGCUGCGGAUGCGCUAACGCUGUUCGACGAGAUGCGGGGCAAGGGGUGCUACGCGGAUGCGAAGAUGUACGACGUCGUGAUACGGGCCUGCGUCAGGGGAGGGAUGCACUGUGAUGCCGUCAGGCUGUUUGAUGAAAUGGCUGGUGCCGGGGUCAAGCCCGACGAGCGCGUUUAUGCCAUCACAAUCUCAGGUUUGUGCAAGCUACGCGAUGCAGAUCGGGCACUCCAGGUGUUGGGGAAGAUGAGGGAGGCAGGGUUCGAGCCGUGGGAGUUAACGUACAGUUCUGUGGUGGAUGUGCUUGUGAAGGUGAGGAGGAUGGAUGAGGCAUUGCGGCUGAAGGAUCAGAUGCUGCUGGCUACGGGAAAGAAGAUGGAUGUGGUUCUUGCGACGAUGUUGAUGCACGGGUAUUGCUUGAAUGGAGAAGUUGGGAAGGCAUUGGAUUUGUUUGAUGAGGUUGUCAGUGAUGGUGUGACACCGACCAAUGUGACAUAUGGGGUGCUAAUCAAAGGUUGUGAUGCAGAGGGGAUGACAGAUGAGACAUAUAAGCUAUGCCGCCAGAUGAUAGAGCAGGGAUUGUUACCGAGCACAUAUGAGUUCAAUUUGGUGAUCAAAGGCCUCUUGAGAGACAAACGGUGGAAGGAUGCCAUUGGCUUACUUAAACUUGUGGUAGAUACUGGGGUACCAGAUGUCUUCACUUACGGCUGUCUAAUUCAUUGGCUCUGCAAGCAUCAAAAACUCCACGAGGCAGUCAACUUAUGGGAUAAGAUGAAGGAAGCAGGAGUCAAACCUUCUAUUGUGACAUACCACAGCCUACUGCUGGGGUACUGUGAGAAAGGGCGCAUGGAUGAAGCACUCAAGUUAUACUCUGAGAUGCCUGAUAAAGGAUUCCCGCCUAAUGAGGUCACUUACACAACUCUGAUGAAAGGGUACAUCAAGAAGAAAGCUUUUGACAAUGCCUACGCCCUUCUUAAUGAAAUGCGUCAGAAUGGAGUUUCUUGCGGCGAUUAUACGUAUAAUAUUCUCAUAAAUGGACUUUACAUGGUCAAUCGUGUUUGUGAAGUUGAUGAAAUGUUGAAAAGAUUUUUGAGUGAAGGUUUUGUUCCGACCACAAUGACAUACAAUAGUAUCAUUAAUGGAUUUGUGAAAGCUGGUAUGAUGGGCUCUGCAUUCGGUAUGUAUCGGCAGAUGCGCAAGAAAGUGAAGCUGCUCAUUUACGUGAGGCGCGAUGGCAUUCAACCUGACAUUGCUGCAUACAACGCUUUCAUAGAUACGUUUUGCAAACAGGGGAAUAUGUCUCGUGCACUCCAUUUUUUGGUUCUUCUGUUGAAAGAUGGUUUAACACCAGAUGUCACUGUCUACAAUAGUUUUGUUACAGGGUACAAGAAUUUGAAAAUGAUGGCAGAAGCUUCAAAGUUCUAUUAUAGCAUGAUCAAACAGAGAGUUGUUGCUGAUACAGAAAUCUAUACAACCUUAAUUGAUGGGUUCUCAAAAGUUGGCAAUGUGGCCUUUGCUUUGGAACUGUACUCAGAGAUGAUGGCCAAUCACGUUAUUCCUGAUGAUAAAACUUUCACAGCACUAACCCACGGUCUUUGCCGAAGUGGAGAUAUUGAUGGUGCUAAGAGGUUAUUGGAUGAUAUGAGAAGAUUAGAUGUGUCUCCAAAUAUUGUUACUUAUAACAUGCUGAUAAAUGCAUGCGUCCGUGAUGGUAAGCUGCAAGAGGCAUUCCAACUGCAUGAUGAGAUGCUCAGCAGUGGAGUCGUGCCUGAUGAUACUACAUAUGACAUACUCCCUCGGACCAAUAAUAGUUGAUUUUCCACCUGCCAGGAUUGCUUGCUGCUUGUUCAAGCCUCCAGUCUGACACAGUGUAUUACCAACCAGAGGGAAUACGAGUUAGCUUGAAACUUUUGGAAGCAAGUCCUGCAGAUGCUGAAAAUCAUGUUUCAAUUCUGCCAGUAAAGUAUGAAGAACCUUAACAUGCGAUUCAGCAGAUUGAAAUUUAGGAAACUUGCACUGUAAAUGAAGUGAACUCCUUGUCAGUUAUAAUUUUUCCUUUUCAAUAUAUCUCUACCCCUUUAAAGCACGACUUUGACACGUCGCGCACUCCCAUGGUGCUGGGAACUCCCGCACUUCCCUCAGCCUCCUCUCGCGUGGUGCUCGGAAGUCGGAACCCUCAACCUCCUCCCUCGUCGUUUGAAAUUACUGUGCUUCCCUUAGCCUCCUCCCCUGGUUCUCGAAACUACUAGAGAUGGAUUUAGAUCUUUAUUUAAAUGUUAAUUUUUUUGUCUUCUUUCUUUGAUUGUAAACAAGUAACAUAUAUAAUUUACUGUGUAAAUUUAUAUUUUUAUUUUCAA